GAGGGUCUUAGUGUGUGCCAUGAAUACGGUGUGAUUCGGAGCGAAAACGACGGCGACCUUUGAGUAGGCCUCUAUCGAUCGGCUUCGGGAAAAGUGAUGAGUUGUCCCCUUUCCUUUUCGGCGUGGGAGAUAACGCGCGAGAUUCUCUAGAAAUCAUGACUUUCACGCCGGUGAUCAGAGAUCAGCGCGAUCGGUCAACUAGCUGCGAGGUACGUAGCGGUGACACUUCGUAGAUUAACAUGUCAACGUCUCGUACAGCCUGGUUAGUUUGCAAGGCACGUUUGUUACUUGGGCCGCUUGGGCUUCGACUUUCCGAGAACGUUUGUCCAUUGACUUUUUGAUGAUACCGGUGCUCGUUAUAAUCACCAGUUUCGCGAGCGUCAGUGCGAACUGGUCCCCCAAGACUCCUCGCCGAGCGCCUUGACGUCACGCAAAUCACUCGAUCCAGCUCCACCAGACACCAAUCGAUCUGUCGACUGGCAGAAGCGCCGAUUCCGAAGAGCCGAAGAGCCCCGAUAAUCCCACCAUGAUUCGCCAAGUGCCGUGCACUCCGAGAUAAGACGAUCUGUGCGAAACGGAGAGGCUGGCAUCGGCGUGGCGGCGGCGACGACGGCGACGACAACGACGACAACAACGACGGCGACGACAGCCGUGGUGGCUGCGGAGGCGGCGGGUGCAGGCGACGGGUGGACCGUGGAGUGGAGGAGACGGGGAAUCGAUGGAUCUGUAAUGCGUGCAAAGUGCGAUCGGCGUGGACGACGACACGGAUACCCAGAUACCGUAGAUCGGGUCGCGGGCGACGGCGGUGGCGGCGGCGUCGACGGCGGGGCGAUCGGCAGGGACCGGGCGGAAUAGGGGCGAAUGUGUACUUUUCGAGGUUAUCUCUCGGGGGGAGGGGGGAGAGAAUACAUCGGGGCGAAUUGUCGGGGCGAUAUCAACGACAGCGGAGACGUAAUCUUGCCGAGCGCGGAGCGCUCCGGAGAUUAUACGUACAACUGGUGACCGAGUGUGAGAAGAGCGCGGAAAGGACGACGACGGCGACGAUAGAGAGAAGCUGGCUUCUCCGUAGCCGUGCCACCGAGUAUAAAAGCGAGGCGGUCUUACGACGACGACCAAGAGGAAACGAGGCAGGACGUGCGGAGCAGCAGCGGCGCGUUAGCGCGUCGUGUAUGCGUGUCGUCGCCGAGGAAGAAGCGGCAACGCACGCCGGAGGACGGAGGACGCGGAUAGCUAUUGCUAUUUUCGAGCCCGCCAAAUAUCUCACCACGCUGGUGCUGCUGACUGCUGGUCGAGACUGUGCCGGCGCGUUCUCUCGCGCCUCUCUUUCCUCCCGUCCUGUGCUUUUCUUUCUGUAAGGCCGAUUCCUCCUCCCCCCCCCCCCCCUCCUUACGAACCGGCGACCGAUUUCGCACUGGUGACGCAUGGCAUCGACCAAAAGCGCCGCGACGUGUGUGACAGAGAAAUUGGAAGAAUCGAGCACAUUUUACACGCUCUUGUAAGGCAGUAGCCGCUGAAAGAAGAAACCCGAGUUUGAAUUUCGACAUUUCGUCCAUUCACUUCGGCAAUUUGCAGAAAGGACCUGGGCUUGAUCAACGUUAGCAGAGAAUUCAUCUUUACUGAUUGAUUAUUCGAACGUGAGCCCUUUAAGCGGCCAAAAGGUUUUUCCAACGAGGAAGAAUUCCAGCUAGAGUUCGUACUGAAGACGAAGGAGGAAACAACGUCGCUUCGACGCGUAUAUACCUAGAAAAAAAAGCGAGAGGGAAUAAUGGCGGGCGAAGACACGCAGAUCUUGUCGAAUGGCGUGGAUGCGCUCACGCUCAUCGAGUCGUCGAAGAUGACAAACGGAAAUGGGCUGAUCUGCGGCGACAAGCAGCACAACAACAACGGUUCGAUACCAAAUGGGAAGUUGCACGGGGGGAUCGGCGGCACGGAGAACGGCAAUCUAAUCGUGCCGGAUGAGAGGUCGAGCAGUCUUCACACGGAAUUCGACGACGCAGACGUGUCCUGUGGAUGGGGACCAUGCAGGCCCCACUGGCUGCAGUGCUUCGCCACGAAGCAGGCCUUCCUAGUGACCUUCUGUCUCACCUGGGUUCUUCAGGGCAUGUACUACACGUACUUCGUGUCCGUAAUCACGACAAUAGAGAAGCUCUUCCAAAUCCAGUCGAAGACCACGGGCAUUAUUAUGUCCGCAACGGAAAUCGGCCAGAUCGGGUCCUCCUUGUUACUGACGUACUAUGGUGGCCAAGGUCACCGGCCCAAGUGGAUCGCCUGGGGCAUGAUCCUCUUCGCCGUGAGCUCGUUCACCUGCUCGAUGCCCCACUUUAUCUUCGGCGAACAGCUGAUUCGUCAGAACGAGAUGCUGGUCAGCGGGGUCGAUCCCGACGGCCGCAGGCUCAACAGCACGGAUCCGAUCCCGGCGAAUCUCUGCAGGUUCCAGGAAAGGAACAGCACGUUAGACGGAUGGAACAUAUCGACGAGCGCACCACAUACCAAUUCGGCAGAGUACUGCAAGGGCGAGUUUCUAACGGAGCAGAGAAUACAGAGCAAGAUAACCACGGUAGUGCUUGCAAUAUUUUUUGUAUCAUUACUCGGUGUAGGAAUGGGCCAAACAGCUAUAAACACCCUCGGUAUACCGUACAUCGAUGACAACGUCGCCAGCAAAGAGAGUCCCUUGUAUUUCGCGAUCACUAUCGGAGUGCGGAUUCUCGGUCCAGCAUUAGGCUUUAUCCUCGGUUCCUUGUGCACGAUGGUCUACGCGGAUUUGUCGAGAAAUCCGCAGAUUACGCCAUCGGAUCCAAGAUGGGUUGGUGCUUGGUGGCUUGGAUUAGUUUUAAUAUCCGCGUUGCUGAUGCUCGUCAGCAUAGGUAUGUUUGCAUUCCCGACCCGUUUGCCGACAAGCCGAACACCCCCUCGACGGCCAGAUUCUCAAAAGCCCAGCUUGAGAGAUUUUCCCAAUGCCGUAAAAAGGCUGCUGAAGAAUGACAUACUGAUGUUCAGAACCGCAAGUAGCGUGUUACACAUCCUGCCGAUCGCCGGUAUCUACACCUUCCUGCCGAAGUACCUGGAGACCCAAUUUCGCCUACCGGCCCAUCAUGCGAACAUGAUCUCAGGUGUUGGCGGGAUUCUAGUGAUGGGAUUGGGCAUCGUAAUUAGCGGCUUUUUUAUCUUGAGGGUGAAGCCUAAUGCCAGAUUCGUCGCAGCCUGGAUCGCCUUCACCGCGGUCGUUUACGCGAUCGGCAUGGGCGUGCUAAUGUUUAUCGGUUGUCCGAUGGACGACUUUGCCGGGCUCGUGUCACAUCCCGACGGACUUUCCAGCUUCGAGCCGACCUGCGAGGCUACCUGUGACUGUGAUCGGAACAAAUUUAGUCCAAUCUGCGGUGCCGACGGUAAAACAUAUUUCUCCGCUUGCCAUGCCGGUUGUUCGAAUUAUACGGUUGCUGACGGCAAAGUGGCAUCGUUUUACAAUUGUCAAUGCAUCGGACAGAACGUAACGAUAUUAUCGGAAGCAGUAAGCACAGCGUCGAUCGGUUACUGCUCACUGAAGUGCAGUAAUUUUUGGAUCUACAUACUCCUGUUCUCGAUCUUCGUUUUUAUUCACUCAACGAGCGAGGUGGGCUCUAUGUUACUCAUUCUGCGAUGCGUGGAUCCCAGGGACAAAGCUAUGGCACUCGGCUUGAUACAGUUUGCCAUCGGCUUGUUCGGCAAUGUUCCAUGUCCUAUCAUUUAUGGUGCUGUGGUGGAUUCCGCUUGUCUCGUAUGGGAAUACGCUUGCGGUGAGCGAGGCGCCUGUUGGCUUUAUGAUUCGAACAUCUUUAGAAUGUUCUAUCAUGGUACAACGGGCGGCAUCAUUCUGAUGGCCUUCGUGGUGGAUAUAGUCGUUUGGUACAAGGCCGGGAGCAUAAGCUUCGUGGAGAAGCAGGAGGGCGAGACAGGUACCGCGGAGGAAAUGGCGACGUUAAAAUCGCAGGACGUUCAGGCGGUCGAGAACGACUAUUUGUGAAGGUUUCGUAUUACUCUUUUGCGGUGAAGGGCCGCGACGGCGACAUUAUCAUCGUCGUCGUCUAAGGAUGCAACGCAGUGUCGUAGAACACGUGGGAGCAUCAUCCUUCGCGAAUGGUGCCAGUAUACACAGAGCUCGUGAGCUUCCCAGAGUAGCGGCGGCGGCGGCGGCGAAAGAGCACAUCGGAGACUUGCCGGCGGCGAUUACGCGCAUCAGAACGGAAACCUUCCUUCGAGGAAAGUUCCGUUCUGAUGGGCGGGAGAAGUCUAGUCCCUCUUUGUCGACGGCAUCCGAGCGUAAAAGAAGCGGACUUCGCGUGAAUCGCAUGCACACAGGAGGAGGACUGAGGUCGAGGACGACGCAGGGCGGCAUUGAUUCGGUGACUCGGAGGACCGAGGUUAAGACGUGCGAGGAAGGGCCGAGCUUCGGAAACCACGCGAUGCAGAAGUGAUAUCGCUCGGCACCGCGAAGAUACGGAAGAAUGGGGAAAUACCUCUCGCGUCCGAGCGUCGCGACGCGUAAUACAUGAGUCUCUCGAGUGCGCGUCUCUCUCUUGGAAAAAAAGUUAGUAGGGUUUCUCUCUCAGGGAGGCUUGUCAGUAAGUACACGCAAUAAAAGUAAUACUUCCGUGCCUACGAAAAUGACGGUAUAUGCUCGCUUGCGCCGCGGUCCGCCGCGCGGCGACGGAUCCGGGGAAUCGAAUCGAAUCGAAUCAAAGCAGGCACACGACGAGCGGCCUCGCGGGUGGCAGUGAAUGCAGUUCGCAUGGACAGACAGUGAGGGAUUGCCUCGUGCUUUGCACCGGCGUUGAUUAGUAUAUGACGGCGUUUCUCGCCGUGCUCACGCGCGCGCGUGCACGCGUCAUCUAACUCUCCCUAACGGUAACGUACGUUUACCGUGACGCGAGAGGAAGCGCGGGGCAUUUACGUACGUUGUAAAUAUAGUUUGUUUUUUUAUUCAAUGACGAUCUAAUGAGAAUUUUAUUGCAGAAGGGGAUCACAAUCAAAGUUAGUUUUUAAUCAUUGACGAGAAAUGUAAAUCUCUUGCAAAAAUCCUUGCGGAAUUGAAUAUCGUGGAAAUGUGCAGUAAUCAAGAACGAUCGCACAUGUCAAAUAUAAUAGAUGUAUGUUUUAAUUUAAAAGCGUUUGUUUUUAAUUAUUGAGUUUUCGAAAAAGUCGAAUCACCCUCAACGGUUACGAUGCUACGAAGUGGCGUAUAAUGGUCUUUAUUUUGAGAAAUAAUUGCUAUUGUUUCUAAAUAAAUUUGAAUAUGAAAAAUCGUUUCUUGGGGAGAGAUUUACAACUUUUUUGACAACGCAAUUUAUUUAUUAAAAAGACGUUUCUUCGAUCUAUAGAUUGAAUUCUUUAUAUUUAAAAUCUCGAUGGAAUCGCAACACAUUUUAUUACAAAUCUGUUAAUAGCAAAAUGGAUAUUAGAAAGUCGACAAAAAGUUGUGGCGAUCCAGUCUGAAGUUUGAAGAAAGAAAUGCAUGUCGAUAUGCCCCGGAUUUCCUUCUCGAAAAUAGCUGUUACUCAAUCGCGCGUUACACACAUACACACACGUUCGCGUUACGCUUCUCAGGCGCGCGAUUAUCUCGGAAAGUACGUACAAAAGGAAAGGCAAAAUAGACGGCGGAAAACUGCCGAUCAUUCCGUUCGAUCGAUCGUUGCGAUAGGGAGGCUUCCUCUUCACGGCUGGAAUGCGUAAGGAGCAGAGAAGGCAAAGGGAUGUAUAAUUAUAUACGUGUAAAAAGUGUGUAUACUCCGCGUACACAUAGGUACGUACGUAAUGUACAGCUUAAAUCGGCGAUUCUGGUCAGUCGGUCCUUGGCCGCUCAUAAAACGAACGUAUGCGCUUCGGGUAUGCGCUCGCGUGCACCUCUGCUUUAAUCCUUGCGUGUGUUUUCUCUAUUGACGUACUGGAAAAAAUCAGCGCGAUGAGCGACGGCGCCAGGUUACGGGCGCCUCGCGCGCAGGUAGAAAUUAUCUGCGUAGCAGAUACGCAGAAACGGAGCGCCGAACGGACGAUACAGAUCUAAACUCGCAUUUCGCGUAAAUUUCAGAAAGGAAAAGAGUGUAGGCAUAUUUAAUUGGAUUGCAUUUUCCGUUCUUCGUAAUCGUGAUUGAAGAAAAUAGCAUGAGCUAUUUUAUAUUAGUUGACUUCUAAUUAACAAUUGUUAAUUAGCAAUUUUUAACCGUCAAUGAUUAUGAAAUACUUGCAGUCGUUUAAAAAUUGUCGUACUUACACAAUUCCGCAUGUUUUAAAUCUGUAUUAUUCUCGGCGCUUCUCGAAUACAAAUAUUAUGCUUAUAAUUAAUUGAAUAAAAACUAUAAAGAGUAACGUAAGCGUAGCGUGUUUGACUAUUAAAAUCAGAAAUGUAGGAAUAUCGAGAUGAUAAAUUAUACAAUAUAAUAUGCUAAGGAUUAACGCAGCAAACGACUACCUCCUAAUAUAAUGUACAUCUCGUUAUUGUUAAAACAGAGUUCAUUAUCGACAAUUUGAUUCGAGGCUUUGCAAAAUGGUGAAUCAUUAAUUGCUGUGCAUCGAGAAAUUAAUUACUUAUCGCGAUGCCGAUGACUGUUUUGACAAUAAUUCGCGAUGUACGAGUGAAAUUCGAGUAUGCUCCAAUUAAAUUAGCGAUAUAUUUUUAUGUAUGUAAGAAUGACGUAUUUCUCAAACGCAAAGACGUUCGUUUUGAGCAGCCCGAAACAUCCUCGUUCCUUUCGACACAGUUUGUAUUCGAUUUGCGCUAUUAACAGAUUCUUGAACCCUUAUUAUGUAAUUAAAAUUGCAUAAGUGAGAAUUUCAAUAUUUAAACAUUAAAUAAAUUUGUAAAAUAUAUCUUUUUAAUUAGUGUUCAAAAUUUUAGUAAAUUCCAAAAUGUAUUGAUUGUUAAAUUAAAUUAUUUAAUUUUAAAUUUUCUCUAAUUGUUAUUGGGAAUAGUUUAAUAACGCAAAUCAAAAUGUAUGUGAACCACAUUUAUUUGCUCCAAUAUUAAGAAUUGAUGAAUUUUACACAAAAAAGUCGAUAAUGUACACAUACAUGGUUGUCACAUUCGAAACAUUUUUCUUGGAUCUCGGUUGACCUCUUAGGCACUACCGUCCGUGUGUUACACUUGCGCAUAAAGUACUAUUGAUAAAUAAAUAAAUAAAUAAAUAAAUAUAUAUAUAUAUAUAUAAACAUAUAUAUGUAAAUAUUUGUAAUAAAUAUUAUAACUGGCAGAAGUCUCCAGUGAUGCAGAAAGAAAAAAAAUGACGAGGAGAUUAAAAAGAGAGGUCGACGAGAUCGAAAGCAAAGACACAUAUAAUACAUAACGUAUUUUUAGACGAUUUGACGACAAAAUGGAAGUAAGAUAAAACAAAAGUAACGUUUACUAUUAUUAUUAUUAUUAUUAUUAUUAUUAUUAUUAUUAUUAUUAUUAUUAUUAUUAUUAUUAUUAUUAUUAUUAUUAUCAUUAUCAUUGUUGUAUUGUGAUUAUCGCGUUGGUGUUCUAGAGCGGUACACGCUAUCAUACAUACAAAAAGAAAAGAAAGAAAAGCAGAUGAAGAAUUAUUAAGAAAAGCUGUAUUUUAAUAUGAUAUAUUUUACAUACGUAAAACAAUAUGCUCAUCGAUAUCUGAGUGCUUUUUAGAGUUUCGCGCAUUUUUUAAAAUAAUGUCGAAGUAUGUAUGUAAGAAGGAAAAUAUUUAAGUAGUAAUGCAUAUCUGUUUUUCUUUGUGAACAAAUUUCUUGCAUCUAAUAUGAGAAGAAAAGAUGUGCAUCUACCGAGCAAUAAAACAAUUUGAAAAUUAAUCGAUUUCAAGUGAUGGGAAAAUUGUUUUAUGUGAAAAAAAAGUUUCUCGAUCUUUCUUCGAUCUAUCGACAAUAUCAGAUAAUUAUUUUAAAUUAUUGGAACAAUAAUCCAAAGAGAAAAAAAAAUUUUCAAUGUUUAAACAACUUUCUCAAAUGGAAAGGGCUAUUAAAUAUGUCUAAUUUUUAAAUAAUCAGAUUUUAGACAAUUAUUCGAUGCAAUCAUCAAUUUUAUAUACAAUAAGUCAACUAUAUACAUGCGAAUUGGCGAUUCUAUUUUCUCUUUACAUGAUCGGCUUUCUCUCUCGUCGAUGCUUAUUAACCCUUAAAUGCAAGCAGUGACAUUAAUAAUAUGUUAUCUAGAUAUGAUUUAAUAUGUUAUUAUAGACUGUUUGUCUCGCAGAGUAUUUGUCUCGUGAGAGUUUUUGCAUUGUUUUCCCAUCUGCAUAUUAAACGUUUACACGUUUACACAUAAAUCUGUUCUGCACAAUUUUCUGAAAUUAAUAUUUUAUCUGCGCGAGCGGUUUGUAUUUAAGGGUUACUUCGUAAGCGUGCGAUUUAACAUGAAAAACGAGAAAUAUAUUUUUGGAGAAUUUUCUGUUUUUGGGACUGUUAUGUGUACAUUUUUCCAUUGAAUCUUCUCGAGUAUCGGAUGUUGAUUAAGUGAUCUGACGUGAGAAUGAUGAAAAUCAACAUGUAACAUAAUACAUAAUGUUAUUUUAUAAAAAAAUACUUAUUGAUCUACAUGUACCAAUCUCUAUUUGCAAUAAUCUCGAUUAAUACAGGACAGAACUUUAACGUUUCGUUUGAAAUCUGACUUCAAAAUGUCUCAAAUGCGUCUCUUUGUGCAUUUAUUGCAAACUCCAAUUUCUUCUUCAAAGCGCGAAGAUAUGUAAUCUUACUUAUCAGCCGGUGCGAGCAAGCAGCAAAACUGCUUUAGUAUGAUUAGUAAAGCACGAUGAGUGUAGUUCGUAAAACAAUUUGAUUCGAAUGAAUAAUCAAUAUUUUGCGAUACUUACAGCGGGAGGAAUGUGUGCGUAUAACCCAAUUGAUAAAAGCUGCAUCUUGCACUGAGAGAAAAGGAGUUUUUCGACGCGAUUAAAUUUAUGAUUAAAUUAAUUUGAAAAAUUUAAUCAAGUUAGCAACUUUUUUCCUCGGUGUGAGAAACUCCAAAAUUCGUAUCUCUUUGUAAAAUUAAGAUUGUAUAUCAGAAUUUUGUCUACUUCAUAUUCCUUCAGCCGCAUGUUGUCAAACGAUAUUGAUUAGUCUCGACUAAUGCCACAGGCAUAUAUAAAUUCGAUAUAUACUGUACAGAAUAAUCAUUCGGGUACGCGACCGUGGAGAUUGUAUACGGACGAUCGCGUAUGUUACAUUACCUUCGUGCGGUGCUGCUGACCGAGAAUCGUAUUUUUGUAUCCGCGGAAAAAAAUCAAUAAUCUAUAUUUUAAACGAACACUGUGCACACAGCACGGCACGGCGAUAUACGGGAUUUACUGUCCGACUGUAAUCUGCAUCUGCAAUUAAUUUGCAGGCUCAGUUGUAUUCAAUGUUAAACGUUGCGAAUACUCUCGAAUGUAUCUGCGAGUUGUAACGCCUGUAUAGAAACUCUUCUCGAUGAUCAAAAUCAAGCUCUUGAGAUAAAAAAGGAAGCGUUAAGAGAUCACACUAAUUAAUGAUAAUUCAUAAAAUUUAAGCGAUUACCGUUAAUAUCUAUAUACGUAUACCUUAUCGUAACUCAUCGCCGUUCGAUCAAUCGAACAAAUAUUUUUCAAAUCACGUAGAUCGUAGAACGUGUACAAUCUAUGCCGGAAUCAACGGUAAUCAACCGCGUGUACAAAAUAUAAUAUUAAUGCGGUUUCCCUCUUCCCUCUGUUGAUCAAAUAUUUUCAAUCUCGAUAACGAUUUCCACUGCCGUUCGCCGGUAAGCGAUGACGGCUUGCUCAUUGUGACGAUUCCUUUUGAAGGAAACGCAGAGAACUGAGAUGCAAGCGUGUAAGUAGAUAUCUUUCCGGAAGUUUUUCUGUCUUAAUCUUUUUAAACCGUUAAUGAAGAAUUAAAAUUAAUGAAUUACUGUCUUUGAUAUCGACUAGUUUGCGAAGAAAUUGUGAGAAAUGGAAACACGCGUUCUUAUGUUAUAACUUCUUCGAGAACUUCUUAAUCGGUAUAGAAAAUUAUUUAUUAAUUUUUCUUUGAUUAGUAGUUAUUUUUUAUAGACUAUAUGAUUCUACAAUCAUCUAAUAUGCAAACUUAUUUUGAUAAAGAACUUUUCGUACGAAAUAUAUUUUUUGUCUAUCUAUAAUUGGCGGUAAAAUUAAAAGAUUACUAAAUUUUUGCCGAAAAAUGGUCGAUUUAUAAAGUUUUAUAACUUUGUUGCAUUCAAAUACAACAGAACGAAAAAAAUCACAGAUUAAUUUUCAAUAAGCCGUUUUACAACGUUAAUCUUUAACUUUAUACUAACUUGAGUUGUGUAAACUUUUUUUUACAACUCUGUAGAUGUAUUGACAAUUUUUAUGAUGUAAAUCUUUCUUCUCAAUUUUUUACCUUGCUUCUUAAUGUGAAAGCUUUUUUUUUUUAAGAAAAUCAACUUAAGGAUCUAAAAAGAAAGAUUUUACUCUUUAAAAUAAUUCUGAGGAGAUUGUGCGAUCUUUUCCCGCAAAGUUUUAACAAUUCAAAGAUCGACAUUAUUUUUACAGACAUUUAGUGACGUUUAAUUUUAAUGCCAAGUGUUUUAAUUAUUUAUUCUUAUCACUAUUUUUGACACGAUUUAAUAUCGUUCCUUUUUAAUCGUUCCUUUUUAAAUUAUUUUUUAUUCGCAUGAUUAUUUUAUUUACAUCUAUAGUCUAAAUUGUAUUGGAAUUUAAAAUUUUUAAGAAAUAUGCAAAAGAUGCAGGUAUACUUACGUGCUUGCCUCUCGUAUUCCGCGACGUAGAUACGUAUGAUACAUUUGUAGAUAUAGACAAGUACAAUAAUUGCCAAAAUAAUUCGAGACCGAGUCUCGAUCUUCAGUCUUUCCGCCGAUCCAACCAGUGGCAAAUGAUUCGCGAUCACUUCCUACUUACUUGGCCUUCGUCUGCACUCGGAUAGCGCAAACGAAUUUCCGUUACAACUAGUUUCAAUUAAUCAAUGUGAUUAGCGAUUAGUAGUUAAAUAGUUAGUAUCUUUAGACCGCGAAUUAUUUGCCGAUCACCGUCGUGCAAUUAGGCGACGUAAAACCGCGACGAUCCGCGAUACACGAAGACUGUUCUGAAACUGAUAACUGCCGACAGACUUUAAAAGAUACAUCAGAUGCACUCCGAAACUGCCUAUCGACACUGCCCGACGAAACUCGCUGUUCGUCCACUGCCACGUAGAACCACACGCAAAACGCGUUUACCUUCGUCGACGAGAUAUUCGAAGUUUUGUUUCGAUUAUCGAUCAUUGAAAGGAGAACAUAUCUUUCCAUUUUCUACAUCCGUGAUAUGCAUUUAAGAUUCUCUAUACACGCAUACGUACACUAUAUUUCCUUCGUCGCGGUUUUUACGAGCUCGACGGUGAUUUCGCAUAAUAUUUUUCGGCGGGGCGCUCUGUAAUCUAAACAGAAUCGAUCAUUGGCGAAUACGUGGGAUAUACUGUAAUACUAUAUUUUAGUGAGCGAGUGAAUGAGCGAGUGCGCGCGAGAAGGAGAAGAUUUAUCUGUAAAUCCGUAGCCCCCGCGACCCGUCACGGUUUUACCUAAUUAAUCAAUGUAGAAUCCUUCAAGGAAUUAUAAUUGCUAGUCUCAAAUUAUGCGACAUGCGCUCGUAAUCUCUCGCCCUGUCGUCGACGCGAAUGUAUACGCGCGCAUAUCGCGAGUGCGAGAAGCGAGUAUGCGAAUUAGAUGGACAGACACUUGUGAGGCGGGGUGUACAAUGAGUGUGAAGUAUAAAUUGCCAUUUUUUUUUUAUGUAGAUAAUAUUGUAAUUACGAUUAUGUAUAAUUCAUAAUUAUUAUUAUUUCUAUUAUAACUAUUAUACUGAUAUUAUUACCGCUACUGUAAACUAUUGAUUAGAUAUUUGAAGCUUAUUGUAAUAAUAGUAAUUAUAAUUAAUUAUCAAUUACGGCUAACUUUUAGAACUCUAUUAUACGUAAUAGCAAAUUAUUAUUGUAAUAAUUGCGGCUUUGAUUUUUAUACAUGGGAGGGAGGAAGGCACACAACACACACGAUCACUCUUCAAGAGACGUAAUUGUAUUUUGGUAUAGAGCAUUAUAUUGCUAUAUUGUGUGUAAGUGUGGCAAGAAUAAUUCUACGUGUCCGGUCUGUACGAAAUCCGGAAGAACGAAUUUUUAUCCCCGCGACUCCCGUUGUGAGCUCGCGAUUCGUUUCUUUUUUUUUUUCUGUUCUUCCCCGCCGUUUUUGUUUCCUGGCAGAAAAGAAAACCGAACAUGUGCGUAGAAAAGCGAGCUCGUAUUUAAGACGGACCUUUUUACGGGGAUUACUUUCCCACGGGGAAAAUUUACACACCGAAAAUUGUAACGUGAGAAAUUUGAACAGCAACAGCACAGUUUGAGAUAGCUCGCGUAAGCUGUCUUCGGCGAAAAAAAAAAACGGACAUAAUUACGGAUGUAAUCCUUAAGUUAACGAACACUUUUUUUUAACAGGCCAGUAGCAAGAGCUUUCGAAUUGUAAUCGUAAUCACGUGGCAAUCGUCUUCUUUGAUAUGAAAUUUUUCGCAACCUAUACCUGAAUUCUCGAACCGACGUGCAAACUGUAUGAAUACUGUUUUCAUUUGAAUUGCAAACUCGACCCUUCUUCGGGACGCCGCAUUACGUCCCCGAUUAAGGCUGUAAAUAGGAAGUACCAGACGCGUUCGUUGAGCCACGAACUCGAGGUUCCCAGUAACUUCCGACAUUUAAGUGCCUAAAGACUCAGAUACACGUCUAUUCUCUUCGUUGUCUAGUUUCUACAGUUGGAUAAGGUACUGCUUUGUCAAAAUGACAACGGCGAAAAUUAGCGCUUGUCUCUGUCGCGUAGUUGAAUCUUGUGUUCGCGUCCCGCGUCGCGGAAUUAUCCGUUCAAAAUAUUGUAUAAUGGGCAUUUCACAAAAGUAUCAAGAUAAAUUGCACUCUUCUCGAUAUUCUAGUUGAGUAGGCUGUACAAACGAGAGUAAUUUUUUUCGUAUUGCAUUCUUCGCAAUAUCUACGGUACCUGUGAAAAUAUUGCAAUAGUGUAACUUAAAAAGAUUGCACAGUUUUUGCUAGCUUUUUGCGCACCUGUGUUUCUUAUAUAUUGUUAAAUUAUAACUUUAGGUCGUUUUAAAUUUCCAUGAGUUGCUAAUUGAACGUUAAUUAUGUAUAUAGCAUAGAAUAAUGUACAAAUUAUUAACCCUCUAAAUGCUUUCCGAAAUGGUCAAAAUCAUUUUACAGGAUGCGCAUCGUUUACUUGGUGUUAUUUGAGGAUCAUUGAUUCAGUAGAGAUCAUUCUUCGUUCCGUAUUUGUUAGACCAUGCAAAACAAAUAAUCAAAAAAAAAAAAGGGUCCCAAGUUGCUCGACACCCUCCGUCGGGAGGAUUAUGAUGCGCCGAACAUUGCAAGACCAAGAGGAGGUGCAAUAAGUAAUGAAACGAACAAAAUAGAAAGAAAAUCUAUACGCAUGUCUCUAUUGAAGCUUAUAGGGUGUAUACGUUAAGAAUUAUUGGCAGCGCUUUAUCCAACUUCGCUAGUUCUUACAUCGCAAAGGACGAGAGACUGUCGCUCGACACCCUCAACAGAUCUCAGCACUCCGGCGAAACGAACAAGGAUCAUUUAUUUUUUAAUUGAACUCGCAGAAGGGCCAGCUCGUUUCCAUGGAGUGCGCCUAACGAAUAAAUAAUUAUAUAUUAUAAAUAAAUAAAUAUAAAUGCAUAUAUAUAUAUAUAAAUAAAUAUAUAUGUAUACAGAUGCGCGUGCGUGUACAUACAUAUGUAAAUUUAAGUGUGGGAACCUUGAGGCGCGUGGGACAACGAAAACAGAAAAAUCCUCGAAAGUGGAAGCGCCGGAACGUCGUCAGUCGAUGUUUUUGUUUUUGAGGAUGCAAGAGUCAAUUUUUCGAUUGCGUAAACGAAACCCCUGCAUCACUGUAACAUACCUCUAUAGCACGUCUCAUAGUUUAAAUUAGCCCUCGGGUUAUCGGUCGUUUAAAUUUUUUCUCAGACACGAGAGGAAACGGUACCUUCGAAUAUAUUUAUUUUUCUGAAAAACUAGAAAAUCUCGAGGGAUUGAAAGGAGGACGUAACUAAAAAGGAGUAGACGAGAAGAGGAAGGGAGAAUAAUGCACAUUGUGAGCGGUGUUUGGUAAUCCGAGGGUUAAGACUGAUUCUACAAACACGUUAUAAAAAAUGCUGGACCGAGCAUAUUUUAUAAUUAUACUGUCAUUAUUAUUGUUUGUAAUUAUACGAUUACUAUUGAAUUUGUUUUUAAUAAACGGCAAGUGCCAUGAUUACAUAUA
Molecule: messenger RNA, 14230 nt
Organism: Monomorium pharaonis (pharaoh ant)
Lineage: Eukaryota; Metazoa; Arthropoda; Insecta; Hymenoptera; Formicidae
Gene: Oatp74D
Product: solute carrier organic anion transporter family member 74D
Exons: 13
Coding region: 1766-4000 (744 amino acids)
Biological process (GO): sodium-independent organic anion transport; transmembrane transport
Cellular component (GO): membrane
Molecular function (GO): protein binding
Source: RefSeq, a predicted model, not a curated record